Malus domestica (apple) is the source of this 3966-nucleotide messenger RNA. The record is from RefSeq and is a predicted model, not a curated record. NCBI's taxonomy places the organism in Eukaryota, Viridiplantae, Streptophyta, Magnoliopsida, Rosales, Rosaceae.
AAAUUUGGGGGUGGAGCUACCAUGGCUUCGGGAGAAAGGGGAGGGAGGUGCUUGGUGGAGGCAUGGCAGCUGUCAACUGUGUUCUUGGUGGAGGUAUGGCAGCACUACUCUUGUCAUAACCACCAUCACCAACACUGCCAUUAUCUUAUACAUCACAAAGAUAUUACUAUCAAACAAAACACCUUUUAAACACACAACCAAACACACCCUUUCUUCCUCCCUGCAACUUUUUCACCCUUUUCCUCCAUCUCCCUUCGUCUAGGACCAAUCACCAUGGCUGCCAUUGCAGACACUCGGCAGCCUCCUAGCUCUGCUCGACCCUUCAGAGCGAGGUUGUCUCUGUUCCUAACCUCGCGUUGCUCGAGCUCAUGACUGCCUGGAUUUCGCAGUUGUUGGCCUCAGAUUUCUUUCGUAAACUAGAUCAACUAGAAAUGAGCCUCUGGAACUCGUCGAGUCUUGGCAGAGUUAACACGCUCAGCUCCUGAGAAUCGGGGGUCAACUCCAUCGUACCAUCUAGAUCAGUAGCCCUGUGAUUUCUCCAAAAGAUGCAAAAGAAAACAAAAACAUUUGCAUACUGCUCUGUUUUUCUUCAAGCGUAGUCUCGAUCACGAGCUAAGAUCGGAGAAGCAGACGAAUUGGUAAGCUGAAGGUGCCAUGCCGAUGGAGAUACUCACUGCAAGUAUUCCUACAAUAAUUGACUACACAAUUAGACCAGUUGCACGCCAAGUGGGUUAUAUCAUUUUCUAUAAAAGCAACCUUAACGAUCUAAAGAAUAAAUUGGAGAAUUUUGAUUCUGUCAAAGAAAGGAUGAAGCAUGAAGUUGAUGAAGUCAGAAGAAAAGUUGAUCAAAAAGUGGAAGCUGAUGUCCAGAAAUGGCAGUCAGAUGCGGAGAAGACCACUCUGGAGGCAAAAGCACUCUUGCAUGAUGAAGGCCGUGCAAAGACAAUGUGUCUCAUUAUAUGUCCUAAUCUGAUAUCCUAUCAUCAGCGUAGCAGGAAGUCAACAAAACUGAUGGAAAAGAUUGAAGAACAUGUAAAUAAAAAAAAAGAGUAUGCCAGUAUUUCUUACAAUGCUGCCGUAGAAGAUAUAUCUGCCAUAGCCUCCGACGAGUACAUGGCCUUUGAAUCAAGGAUUUCAAUGGUGAAGGAUAUCAUUACGGAAUUGAAAAAACCUGAUAUCAACAGGAUUGGUGUGUACGGAUUAGGGGGCGUUGGGAAGACAACACUUGCCAAAGAGGUUUACAGAGAAGCUCUGGAAGAGAAGUUAUUUGAUGAUGUGGUUAUAAUACUAAAUGUCAAAGAAAAAAACGACAACGAAAAAUUUCAAAAAGAAAUUGCCAAAAAGUUGAGGAUGGAUGUUGAUGAAUCUGAGGAUGUGGGAACAAGGGCGAAUCUCCUACGAGCCAGGAUAAAAGAUGGGAAGACUCUUGUCAUUUUAGAUGAUGUUUUGGAAAGAACUGACUUUGAGGCUGUGGGACUCAUCGGUGUGCCGAACUGUAAGCUAUUGUUGACAUCUAGAGAAAUAAAAGUUAUACGCUCUGAUAUGCGUACGCAAAAAGAAUUUCAACUUGGAUUUUUAACAGAACAGGAAAGUUGGAAUUUGUUUGAGAAGAUGGCAGGUGAUGUUAAAGACAACCGUAUACUGAAGGAAGCAACCCAGCUAGCAAAGAAAUGUGGAGGUUUGCCAGUUUUGGUUGUUGCAGUUGCAAGGGCUUUAAGGGAUAGUAGUUUGGAUGAAUGGAAAGUUGCGUUGAGAAGUUUCAAAAGAUUUGACAAGAAAGAGUUGAAUGAAAAAGCAUUCUUGGCUCUAAAGUGGAGUUACGAACAAUUGGAGGAUCAAGAGCUUAAGCAAUUGUUCUUGCUUUGUGGGAGUAGCUGCAAUUAUCUCAGUGACUUGUUGAAGUAUAGUAUGGGUUUGGGUUUGAUAAAAAAUGUUGAGACAGUGGAAGAGGCAUGGACUUCAUUGAAUGUAAUGGUUAAAAAAUUAAAAAAUUCUUGCCUAUUGCAGGACAGCUAUGACGAUGACACUGUUAGAAUGCAUGAACUUGUACGAGAUGUUGCUGUCCGGAUUGCAACUGAUGAUCAAAAAGCCUUUUCAAGAGCAUAUGAAGAUGAGGUGAAACAAUGGCCAACUGAGGAUUUCCUUGAAAAAUGCACAAGGAUGUCCUUAAUAAUGUGCAAGAUCCCCAGGCUUCCUGAAGUACCUUGGGAAUGCCCAGAAUUAAAAUUGCUGCGCUUGGAUAAUAAUCAUAUUGGGGACUCCCAGGAAAUCCCAAGCAAUUUUUUUGAAGGGAUGAAAGAACUCAAAGUGUUGGAUGUAACCAGAUUCAAUAUUCAGUCACUACCUCCAUCUCUUCAAUCCCUAAAGCAUCUCCACACAUUGUGCUUAGAUCAAUGCGAGUUGGUAGACAUAACUCUUGUUGGACAGCUAACAAACUUGAAAAUUCUUAGCUUCCUUGAGUCCAAGAUUAAAGAGUUGCCCAAAGAAAUAGGGCAAUUGACUAGCCUACAAUUAUUGGAUUUGACCGGUUGCUCUGAACUUGUUAUGAUCUCACCUGGUGUUAUAUCAAGCUUGACAAGACUAGAAGACUUGAGGAUGGGAAUAAAAAGCUUUAAGCAAUGGGAGGGUGAAGGUCCCAUUAGCGGAGGAAGUAAUGCUACUGUUUCAGAGCUGAAGCACUUGGCUGAACUAACUGCAUUAGACAUACAUGUUCCAGAUGCUGACCUUCUUCCACCGAACUUGUUCUCCGAUAAGUUGGAAAGAUACAACAUACUUAUCGGUGAUUGUUGGGAGUAUCCUGACACGUACGGAACCUCCUCUAACAUGCUAAAACUGAAGCUCACCAGGAGAAAUCAAUUCGACCGAGGUAUAAAGUUGCUGGUAAAGAGAUGUGAGCAAUUGUACUUGGAUGGGAAGGAGAGUGGGAAUAUUAUUUCCUUUCUAUUUGACAGUGAUGCUGUGGAACAACUGAAGUGUCUCCAUGUCCAAAACAACGACGAAGUUACAUAUGUCAUUAACUUCGUCAGUUGGAGUUAUUCUCAUAAUACCUUCCCCAACCUGGAAUCUCUAACUCUUGAAGACCUUGUGACUUUGGAAAGUGUAUGUUAUGGCCAACUUGUAGGCGAGCCCUUUCAAAAGUUAAAAUCUUUGACACUUUGGAAUCUACCGAAGCUUAUUGGUUUCUUUUCCAAAGACAAGCGAACGAUUGGUACAGAUGCCGACGAAAUCGUUUUGGAGGAAGAAGUUGGUGGACCACCGAGACUUUUCAGUAAUGGAGAGGUUAUGAUGCCCAACUUAACAACCUUGACUGUGCAUCAAUGUGGCAGUUUAAGAUUUUUGUUUUCGAGUUCCAUGGCUAAAUGUCUCAGACAACUCAAAAAUCUCAAGAUAUCUAAUUGUCAAAUUAUGGAAGAAAUAGUGGGAAAUGAGGAGAAUACAGAUGACAUGUUUGAUAAGUUAAGCCGUCUAGAGCUACAACAUCUUCCAAGCCUUGCUAGAUUCAGCUCAGGAAGUUACAUUAAAUUUCCGUCUUUGGUGUUUUUGGAUCUAUACAAUUGUACUAAACUGGAGACAUUCAUCUUUGAUGCUAAGAGUGAAAAUAUUACAACCAACAACGAAGAAAGAGAUAUUGAGCUCUUUGAUGAAAAGGUAGGAUUUCCUAGCUUGGAGGCGUUGUAUAUGGGACUUACCUAAGUUGAAGACAAUAUUCCACAACAACCUUCAGUCAAAUUCUUUUGGCAAGCUCAGAAUUAUGAAUGUUUGUAGAUGCCAGAGUCUGAUUAAUAUCUUUGGGCCAAGUAUCAUGGGAAGAUUGAAUGCUCUAGAUACAUUGCAUAUAGAGCAGUGCCAGUCACUACAAGUGGUAUAUGACACAUCAUCUACCACUCAGUUGAACCGUUUUGAGUGCCCAAAUCUAGAUUUAGUUUGCAUAGACUCAUGUAAGAGUUUGAAAAAUGUAUUUCCCGU